Striga hermonthica is the source of this 1266-nucleotide messenger RNA. NCBI's taxonomy places the organism in Eukaryota, Viridiplantae, Streptophyta, Magnoliopsida, Lamiales, Orobanchaceae. The record is from the annotation of a GenBank genome assembly.
AUGGUCGAUGAAAUCAAGGCUUCCUACGGCGACGGUGUUGCAACAGUAAACGGUGGAGGUCACGGUGGCGGCAGUGGGCGGACCACUGGUCGCGAUCUUCGACGGUGGCGGAGACGGCUGAUUGAAGGAAAAAAAUGGGAGGUGGGUUUAGAGUGCUUCAUCUUUCCCGGACCUUUCUUUUCGGCUGUCCAAUCAUGCACACUUACUAAUCCGUAUAUUGCCUUAAAUAAACCGAACAAACUACCGCCGGAACGACGUCGUGUCUGGCUGAACCCAAACCUAAAAAAUUCGAGUCAAUUGGCCCCUCUCGGAGAAAACAGCAGAAUCGACUUAUCUUGGUCGAAAGCUCAGUUCCCGUAUUUCAGUUUUGUGAUGCUCAGUUUGAGGUAUUCUCUGGCUACCAUUGGUGUAGAGUUGCAAUCAGCUCGACUCGGGAAAAACCGGUAUCCCUGUAGAGUGGAAUGUGGUGCUAAAGGCCCUCGACCAAGGUACCCUCGGGUAUGGAAAACCAAAAAGAAGAUAGGGACCAUUUCAAAAUCCCUAAAGCUCGUUGAAUGUAUUAAGGGAUUAUCAAAUGUGAAAGAGGAAGUGUAUGGUGCUCUUGAUUCCUUCAUUGCCUGGGAAUUAGAGUUUCCGUUGAUUAUAGUGAAGAAAGCUAUAAAAAGUCUCGAGCAUGAAAAGGAGUGGAAGAGGAUAAUUCAGGUGACAAAAUGGAUGCUAAGCAAGGGACAAGGAGGAACAAUGGGGAGCUAUUACAUUUUGCUGAAUGCUUUGGCCAAGGAUGGGCGGCUUGACGAGGCUGAGGAGCUUUGGCAAACAUUGCUUUCUCAGAACUUGGAAAGUAUGCCUCGUAUGUUCUUCGAGAAAAUGAUUUCUGUGUACAGUCAAAAUGAAAUGCAUGACAAGAUGUUUGAGAUAUUUGCGGACAUGGAAGAGCUUGGAAUCCAGCCGACUGUGCCAAUAGUCACCAUGGUCGGUGAUGUUUUCAAGAAGCUCAACAUGUUGGACAAAUACAAGAGAUUACGGAAUAAAUAUCCCCCGCCCAAAUGGGAAUACCGGUACAUCAAGGGUAAGCGCGUGAAAGUAAAGAUGCAGCAGUAUGAUGAUCAAAACGAGAUUGACAGUAGUGAGGUAAGGGGUUCUGAUGUGAUCAAUGGUGGUGAGUCAUUGAAACUGCAUGAAAAUGGUGAGGUAAGUGAUGGUGAUUGUGCUAAGGAGGAUAAAUUGUAUCUGCCUGAAAAUAUUGAUUCCAUUGUAACAGAUUGA